Molecule: messenger RNA, 1033 nt
Organism: Grammomys surdaster
Lineage: Eukaryota; Metazoa; Chordata; Mammalia; Rodentia; Muridae
Product: olfactory receptor 52B2-like
Exons: 1
Coding region: 66-1013 (315 amino acids)
Biological process (GO): G protein-coupled receptor signaling pathway
Cellular component (GO): membrane
Molecular function (GO): G protein-coupled receptor activity; olfactory receptor activity
Source: RefSeq, a predicted model, not a curated record
CAGAGCUCACAGCUGGCUCUUCCUACUGUUUCUCCAUUCUUCACAGGAAGAAUUCAAAAGCAAACAUGCUUGGAACUAACUUCACCAUCAUCCAUCCAACUGUGUUCAUCCUACUUGGAAUCCCAGGGCUGGAGCAGUACUACACCUGGCUUUCUAUCCCUUUUUGUCUCAUGUACAUUGCUGCAGUCUUGGGAAAUGGAGCCCUCAUCCUUGUUGUCCUGAGUGAGCGCACCCUCCAUGAGCCCAUGUAUGUCUUUCUAUCCAUGCUGGCUGGCACUGACAUUCUCCUGUCAACCACCACUGUGCCUAAGGCCUUGGCUAUCUUUUGGUUCCAUGCUGGGGAGAUCCCCUUUGAUGCUUGCAUUGCUCAGAUGUUUUUCAUCCAUGUUGCUUUUGUGGCUGAGUCGGGAAUCCUUCUGGCCAUGGCAUUUGACAGAUAUGUGGCUAUUUGUACUCCUCUGAGAUACUCAGCUGUAUUAACACCUAUGGCAAUUGGAAAAAUGACCCUGGCCAUCUGGGGACGGAGCAUUGGGACCAUUUUCCCUAUCAUAUUCCUGCUGAAGAGGCUGUCAUACUGCAGGACCAAUGUCAUCCCACAUUCAUACUGUGAGCAUAUUGGUGUAGCCAGAUUGGCCUGUGCUGACAUCACUGUCAAUAUCUGGUAUGGUUUCUCAGUGCCAAUGGCUUCAGUUUUGGUAGAUGUUGUACUCAUUGGUAUUUCUUAUACUUUGAUCCUCCAGGCUGUAUUUAGACUUCCUUCCCAGGAUGCCAGGCACAAGGCCCUCAACACCUGUGGUUCUCACAUUGGGGUCAUUCUCCUCUUCUUCAUACCAUCAUUUUUUACUUUCCUUACUCAUCGAUUUGGCAAGAACAUCCCCCAUCAUGUGCACAUUCUUCUGGCAAAUCUCUAUGUGUUAGUUCCUCCCAUGCUUAACCCAAUCAUCUAUGGUGCUAAGACCAAGCAGAUUAGAGACAGCAUGACUCACAUGUUGUCUGUUGUGUGGAAGUCUUGAGAGUGGUCACAGUUCACAAA